This is a messenger RNA of Epinephelus moara (kelp grouper), 2574 nucleotides long. It is a transcript of the gene rap1gapl, whose product is annotated as RAP1 GTPase activating protein-like. The coding region runs from base 292 to 1974 and encodes 560 amino acids. Gene Ontology annotation, biological process: regulation of small GTPase mediated signal transduction; activation of GTPase activity. Gene Ontology annotation, cellular component: cytoplasm. The record is from RefSeq and is a predicted model, not a curated record. The transcript has 19 exons. Gene Ontology annotation, molecular function: GTPase activator activity. NCBI's taxonomy places the organism in Eukaryota, Metazoa, Chordata, Actinopteri, Perciformes, Serranidae.
CACCAUGACUGUUUAUUCCAGCAGGAGGAUCGAUGGCAUGCAGCAGCCCGACCGUGUCCGUUUCAUAGUCUGUGGCAGCUGCUAACACCUGUGAGCAUGAGCGGGUUAAUGCUGAAUGUCUGGCUGACAGCAGGACAGAAGGAGGAAAGGGAAGCUUAAAUGAGUGAGAGGCAGGGGGCAGAGAGGAGGAGGAGUGACAGAAUGAUAGAGUGAAUUAAUUCAACCUUAGCCAGCCCUGAUUGACUCAGUAGCAAACUGGCAUGUACAAACAUUCACAGUGACACCAAAGCCAUGGAGAGAGAAAAGAGGAAUGACAUGUCUUUCUCCAGAAAGAGAAGUUUCACUUUUGGGGCAUAUGGAGGUGUGGACAAAUUCACAUGUGGGGAUGAAACGAGACCUGAAUCUGCAGAGGACAACAUACUGGACAUCCUGGACUCUCCUGCCAGGGACAGAAAGCCUUUCCUCCCUGCCAGCAGCAACCAGAGGGACACAGAGCUGUUUGAAAUCAUUGAAAAGCUGCAGGGCAGCAGGAUCGAUGAGCAGCGGUGUGAAUUCCCUCCUCCUCUGAAGUCUCAGCUUUUAACCAUAGGUGGAGACCUGCCGCUCAUCCUCCCUCCGAGUCAGGGGGGCUACUGGGUAGACCCCCCUCUGGACAGGCUUGUAGAUGUGAGUCCCACCUCCUCUCACUGUGGCCUUGAUGAUUCAGAGAGCUAUGACAUCAUGGAGAGAGACGGGGAGGCCAAAAUCUACCAAGAGUUCUUCAGCUCACGAUACCAUCACUCAUUCACAGCAGUGGAUCCGUCUUUGGGGCCUCUGGUUCUCUCCGUGUGUCUGGAGGAAGAGGAGAGCAAGCUGCGGGUGAUACUAAGAAUGAAGGAGUGCUCUCUGCAUGGAGUUUUCUCUGCCUCUCUUUUCCCCAACAUCCCAUCAGCUGUUGAAUUAGCAAAGAUGCUGUGCGACAGAGUGACUGUCUCAAAGUUUGAAGUGGUCAGCUACCUCAAGGCUCCAGAACUCAUAACUGCAUUUGAUGAACACAGAGUGUCUCCAAAUUUCAAGUUUGGCGUUUUGUACCAAAAGGACGGGCAGUUCACUGAGGAGGACAUCCUCAGCAACAAUGAGGAGAGUGAGGAGUUUAAAGAGCUCCUUUCUGUUUUGGGAGAGACGAUUCAGCUGCAAGGCUUCUCUGGGUUCAGAGGCGGACUGGACGUGUCUCAUGGUCAGACAGGAAGUGAAGCCGUCUUCACUUCCUUUCACGGGAGAGAAAUCAUGUUCCAUGUCGCAACUAAACUGCCUUUCACAGAGGGCGACCCGCAGCAGUUACAAAGAAAAAGACACAUCGGUAAUGAUAUUGUAGCUUUGGUCUAUCAGGAUGGCCAAACCCCGUUUCUGUCUGACGUUAUCAAGUCUCACUUCCUGCACUGUUUCCUGGUGGUCAGGAGGAUUCAGGAUCCAGAGGAGACAGGUGAAACUGCGUACCAGGUUUCCGUCACAGCCAGAGAGGAUGUUCCUCCCUUUGGUCCAGUCCUCCCUGAUCCUCCCAUCUUUAGAGAUCAUUCCCUGCUGAGAGAAUUCCUCCUGACCAAACUCAUCAACGCAGAGAUUUCCUGCUAUAAGGCUGAACGAUUCAGCAGACUUGAGCUCCGCACUCGUUCGUCACUCCUGGAGAGUCUGCAGGCUGAACUCUCCACCCGUUCCCAGUGCAUGAUGGGGGAUCCAUCACUUUCUGGCUCUGAGGGUACACGAGGGGCGACUGAAGGGAGUGGAGGAUUCAUUGAAAACUUUAAGAGAGCCAUAAGAGUGCGGAGUCACUCCUUUGAGACUCUCGGGGUGCCCAGGAAGACUGGUGGCAGUGCAUCACAGAAACCUAAGACAGAGAAAGAUGGAGAGAGUGACAAAUCUCCAGGACCUCUGCCUGCUGACAGUUUGGGUUCGGCUGAAAUCAAAGACCAACCAAGUCCUCAAGAAGAGACAUAAAAGGAAAUAUUAAUAUGUAGAUUUUAAAUGUUAAUAUAAAUAUAGACAUUGCUAGCCGACAUGGUUGCUACUUUAUCAUCCUGCUUAUAUGUAAAUAGAAUGUAAAAGUAAAUAGUAUUUCUGAGAAUAUAAUUAUUUUACUGUCAUAGUGAUACUUUACAAUGAUGAAAAUAUUAACAUUGUAUUUCAGUGAAAUGUUAAACAAACAAAUAUAACGACUGCCAGGAAAGGCUCAAGUGUUUUGUGUUUAUACUGUUGUGUUUUUAUUGUCAAUAAAAGAGUUUCUUUCAAUGGGGGAUGUGAAGAGAGGAAGUAGGGAGGAGACAGAGGUGGGGGCCAGCAGAGGAAAUUCAAUUAAAAUUAGAACAAUAUGGAGAAAAUGAAGAAUGAUGACUGUUCUGAUGAUGAAAAUGGGUUUAAUGUGCCCAGUAAAAUAGGAUUAUUAGAAAGAGCUGAUGGUGGCACUUUAGGAAACAAACACGUUACACUGAAAGUAAAAAGAAGCAGAAGAGAGGAGGAAGAAUAUACCAACGGAAGAAGUAUUUAGAUUUUAUGCAUAUAAAAAUACUUUAUAGUACAAGUCUGCGGUAAAAUUUACAU